Messenger RNA from Exophiala spinifera, 1236 nucleotides. RefSeq lists its product as uncharacterized. The record is from RefSeq and is a predicted model, not a curated record. The transcript has a single exon. Bases 1 to 1236 code for a protein of 411 amino acids. Lineage: Eukaryota; Fungi; Ascomycota; Eurotiomycetes; Chaetothyriales; Herpotrichiellaceae.
AUGUCGACCGUUCGAUAUUUUGACUCCAUUCCUCACGUUGUCCGAUAUGGCAUGCGGGAUGAAAAGAAAGGCUUAUCCUGGACCCUCUUCUAUCGCAAUGCUGUGUGUUUCCGCGUCUCGGUUGCGCGAGGCGACGUGGAAGGGACACCAUUUGCGACCCAAUGGCUUGGGCUUAACAAGGAGGGCAACCCUAUCGGAGAAGGCGUGAAGAGCAUGCUUCAGCGAUGGAACGACUUGUGCGACUGUAUCAUCCGCCAAUGCUUGCCUGUGCUACAGGAACUGGCUCCUUCCACCCGACAAUGGAAGACACUUGAGGACCAUCUGCGCACACCGACAUAUGAGUUGAAGCUUGUUGUGGACCAAGAUUUGAAUGAUGCAGUGGCGAAGGUCACCAGUGGUCCCGUCGAGAAGCCUUCCUACGAGCACCACCUGGUGAACUUCUCAGUGUUCCAGUCGUUGCCGCAGGAUCUCCCGCGUUACUGUGCACAAGACUUGACUGUGCUUGGACAAGGGAAGAAUUGGCGCCACCCACCGGACAAAGUCCAUACAUCAAAUGGUGAGGUGCUAUACUUCAUGUCCUGCAACAAACGUUCCAAGGAUGAGAUGACGGGCAAGAUUUCGAAUACCUCGCUCGACAUAAUCGACGCCUAUUCUCGGCUGCAUACAGGCUCAGAAGACCUCGCAGGUAUCUACAUUCCAAAGCUGCUGGGAGUUGUGGUCAGUGGUGCAGACGGCGAGGUCGAGGACUGGGAUGCGGAAGGCAAUCCUUCACCUGACAUGGGUCAAUCUGUUUCUAAGGAGGCGGGGGAACCACUUGUGGCCGGCGUGCUCCUGACCUAUGUGACGAAAGCCAAGUCCUUGAAAGACGUGAUGAAAGUGCCCGCCGACCCAGCUGAUACCGAAGGCCUCGCGACAACCAAGGAGAAGUGGAAGGCGCAAUUGAAAUCGGCGGUACAAUACCUCCACGACCACGGCAUUGCGAUUGGAGGUCGCACCGACCCGGAUGGUCCUUGGUUCUACAUCAACGAAUACACUGUCCACAUUGCCCCUGUGAAGACCGACGAAGGCUCUGCGGAGAUAGACGUGGCGUCGCUCAAGGACGCACAUGCUUGGCUCAUGAUACAGCCACAUUGCACCCUUCUUUCUGCUGAGGACCGGCCACAGGAGCAGGAGAAAUUCGAGGAGCAGAAGGCUAUGGAUUGGGAAACCGUAGGAAAAUUGUUCCAGGACCUGUGA